Castor canadensis (American beaver) is the source of this 3078-nucleotide messenger RNA. It is a transcript of the gene Pip4k2a, whose product is annotated as phosphatidylinositol-5-phosphate 4-kinase type 2 alpha. Gene Ontology annotation, biological process: phosphatidylinositol phosphate biosynthetic process. Lineage: Eukaryota; Metazoa; Chordata; Mammalia; Rodentia; Castoridae. Gene Ontology annotation, cellular component: plasma membrane. The record is from RefSeq and is a predicted model, not a curated record. Gene Ontology annotation, molecular function: 1-phosphatidylinositol-5-phosphate 4-kinase activity; 1-phosphatidylinositol-4-phosphate 5-kinase activity.
UAUAUAGUGGAAUGUCACGGGAUCACCCUUCUUCCCCAGUUCUUGGGAAUGUACCGGCUUAAUGUCGAUGGAGUUGAAAUAUAUGUGAUUGUUACAAGAAAUGUGUUCAGCCACCGUUUAUCUGUAUAUAGGAAAUACGACUUAAAGGGCUCUACAGUGGCUAGAGAAGCUAGUGACAAAGAAAAGGCCAAAGAACUGCCAACUUUAAAGGACAAUGAUUUCAUUAAUGAGGGCCAAAAGAUUUAUAUCGAUGACAACAACAAAAAGGUAUUCUUGGAAAAACUGAAAAAGGAUGUUGAGUUUCUUGCCCAGUUAAAGCUCAUGGACUACAGCCUCCUGGUGGGAAUUCACGAUGUGGAGAGGGCUGAGCAAGAGGAGGUGGAGUGUGAGGAGAACGAUGGAGAGGAGGAGGGAGAGAGCGACGGCACUCACCCCAUCGGGACCCCACCAGACAGUCCAGGAAAUACGCUGAACAGCUCACCACCCUUGGCUCCGGGCGAGUUCGAUCCAAACAUUGAUGUUUAUGGAAUUAAAUGCCACGAAAACUCACCUAGGAAAGAAGUGUACUUCAUGGCGAUUAUUGACAUUCUUACUCAUUAUGAUGCAAAAAAGAAAGCUGCCCACGCUGCAAAAACUGUUAAACAUGGCGCUGGAGCGGAGAUCUCAACCGUGAACCCAGAACAGUAUUCAAAGCGCUUUUUGGACUUUAUUGGCCACAUCUUGACGUAACCUCCUGCACAGUCUCAGUCGGACAUGAGCGUGGGAAGGACAGAGGUGGCUUCGGUGUAGGAAAAGUGAAAACCAAACUCAAUGAAGCACUCAUCUUGCAGGAAGCAAACCUCCUUGUUUACAUCUUCAGGCUAAGAUGACUGAUUUGGGGGCUACUCGCUUUAACAGCUACCUGAUAUUUCCCAGCAUUGUUCUAGCUAUUUCUGACCCUGUGUGUGUGUGUGUGUGUGUGUGCGUGCACACAUGCACACGCACUCUCGUGCACAUUUUUAAAUAAUUAAUUAAUUAAUUAAAACAUCAGCUUGAAUCAGGAUGUGUUGCAACAAAGACCCUCUGAUUCCAGCUGUGGCGGAGUGAGUGAAUGGAUGGAUGGAGGAGCACACUUGGGGGAGGGGGAAAGAAAAUGCAUGUUAGAGUAACCAUGUUGUCAUCACACAAUAAACUGUAGAUCAGUUUAUUUUUUGAGUUGAAAGAUGUGAGACAGUAGUCAUAAUAAUAAUGAAGAUAAUAAUAAUGAUGAUAAUAAUAAUGAGGAUGAUGAUUAAAAGGAGAAAAAACAAAAACCUACUGCAAAAGUUACACUUGCACCCUGCACGCAGACACUCCUUAAUAGUUGUUCCCUGAGCCUCCAGCCCUAGGCAGAAGAAUGCUGGCGUCUUCGUGUGUACUGGUUUGGGGUUCUGUCCCUGGAGUGUCAGGACCCCCAGUAUCCCAUCUUAACACCUCCUCCACCCCCAAGAAGCUGAUGCCGCAGGACUCUGUCUACAUUUUCACCUCCAUAAUUACAUCCAGGAAAACUGCUUGCUUCUCUUUUCUUGCCUGGAGACUCAUCAUUGUUACGCCCUUCUGUUGCAGUAUAGGAAUUCAUGCUACAAGAUUCUAAACAAAGCUUACCUGGAAGGUGCAUAGCUUGGGGCAAUGGUAGCUACAUCUCCCACUGCAGGAUAAUGAACAGAGUUAGAUCCUCUCUGUUCUCCUGUGGCUGAAUGCAAAUCUGAAUUAUAAGAGGUUUAUGUUUGACCAUUGUUUACACAGUGGUAUUUUGUUGCAAAUUAUCCCUUUAACUGAAACCCUCAGUUUUACUGUUUACAUUAUUAGGAAAACAGGGAUAUUUUUGAAUCUAAAAAUUUAAUAUACAGCAUGUGAUUCUUGAGGUUUACAUGUAAAGUCAUUUUGCAGUGUAGGUAAAGUAAUGUUUGUCAUAUUUUGGGAUGUACCUCAGUCCUGUUGAGUGACUGUUUUAUUCAAAGUACAUGAUAGUCUUUUAUGGGAAAAGGAAAAAGGAUUGUUUUGUUCCUCCAAAUGUACAUUUAUCAACCCAGUGAUUUUUUUAAAGAGAGAUUUAACCCAAAUCUGGUUAUGUAAAUUCAUUGCCCUAAACUGUGCUGACUGUGUUUAAUCAAGUUAAAAAUUUCCAACAUUGAUCAUGUACCUACCAACUUUUCUGCAUUUUCUAAAAGGCGUCAAGUUAAAAAGACUUGCUUAGAGUAGGUUAUCAAAUUAUAUGCUAUGCUAAAGCUGUGCCUUUAAAACUCCUUGUUUAAAACAUAAGAUGGUUUUUGUAAGCAGUUUCAGAAAAGGGAAAAAAAUAUUCACUCUUCAAUAAUUACUUAUAACUCAACAAGUCCUCCUGUGGGGCUGGCUGCCUUUUCCAGUCACUUUACUUCUGGGUUCUCCAGGUUGCAACUGUGCCCAACAUAUGUGAGCUGCCUUCCCAGAUCUUUGGAAACCAGCAGCAGUUACUAUCUACUGACUUUCAUAGUUUGUUUCCCAAUGGUGUUAACUCCACUGUAACAUAGCUGCACAAAUCUGUAUCUUAUGCAUUUAAGUUAAUCCGUGCUAUGAUUUGAUUCCCCACUACCACCACCAUUAAGUCUGGCAUAAAUUCCUUUCUGUGUUCUGAAGUUCUGCUGUGGUUCCUUUGACCUAAGACUUAUAAAUGUGAGACCCUGAAGUAAAGAUAAGGUACAUAUACAUAAUUUGAGUAACUAUUUCCUUUGUGGCCAAUCUGUGUAUGCUUUUAGAAGUUUACAACAUGCUUUAUUUUUGUCUGUAACUGUCUCUGUCAUUCAUUUCAGUUGAUGAGCUGUUAGGACAGAGUGAGGAAAUUUGCCUUGUAUCUCCUAGUGCUAACAAUACACUCCAGUCAUGAGCCGGGCUUUACAAAAUAAAGCACUUUGAUGACUCACAAGGUGGAUCCUUUGUUCCUCUGUCUCAUUGCAUUUGUCUCUUCCACAGACAAAUUGUAAAUACCACUGAGAAUCUACUUAGUCGAUUCAUAAAGAGAUAAAAAGUAAUGUGGCAUUUUUUCAGUUUCUAGAGCCUUGCUUAAAUCUGCAAACUAUUGUA